This is a messenger RNA of Seminavis robusta, 537 nucleotides long. The record is from the annotation of a GenBank genome assembly. NCBI's taxonomy places the organism in Eukaryota, Bacillariophyta, Bacillariophyceae, Naviculales, Naviculaceae.
AUGAUAUUUUAUGUUGUUAAAAUUUUAUGCUUUCCCGGCAAGCUUGGCCUUCCAGUAGUCUUUCUUGUUUUUGGGGGCUAUGACAACCUUGACGAUGAAGAAGAGGAUCCCAAAAAGGCAAGGGGAGGGCUUCCAACUCUGGGUGCCCACUUUGCAUCGGAAAAUUCCGUAUCCGAUGGUCGCGGUAGACGCCAAACUAGGGACGAUGGUUCGGUCGGAGCGAGAAGCGCUGGAAGUUUGGGAUGCGGAACUGCUCGAUCCCGCAACCGCAGUUCAUCUCGAAGUGGGCGCUACGGGUACAACGCAGGUCAGGAGCGUCUCUGUCUUUCUGCUGUCCCUUCCACGCCGAAGAAAUCUGUCGGUUUGGCAGCGAUGCUGUACUGCAAACCGUUGGAUUUAGGAGGAGGAAAGGACGACGAUGACGAGCAAGAUAUUGAUAUCUUUGAUGUCAGCGAUACACAAAACCCUGCCGAAAGCGACGACGACGAUGAUUGCAAGUGUGUGGGUUCGGACGACAAUCCUGCCGUAGCCGACAAG